This is a messenger RNA of Impatiens glandulifera, 1608 nucleotides long. Its product is annotated as putative F-box/LRR-repeat protein At3g18150. Gene Ontology annotation, molecular function: protein binding. Lineage: Eukaryota; Viridiplantae; Streptophyta; Magnoliopsida; Ericales; Balsaminaceae. The transcript has 3 exons. The record is from RefSeq and is a predicted model, not a curated record. The coding region runs from base 1 to 1608 and encodes 535 amino acids.
AUGGUGAGAAACAAAAGUCCAACCAAUGAAGAUGACAAAAGUGGAGCAACAUCAAAAAAGAUUGCACGAGAAAGGGUUGAUUACAUUAGCCAAGUGCCGAGAGCAAUUCUGCAUCACAUACUCUUAUUUCUUCCUUUUGAGUACUGGAUAAUUUUGGGCAUGGUUUCAAAACAAUGGCAAGAUCUUUUGAGUGAAACUCCAGUUGUUAUUCUAGAUGAAAAUGAGAUUGUUUCGAAAAUGAAAAGACAAGUUCGCUGCGUAUUACAUGAAGACCAAUUUCGAAGUGAUGAGCUUGAUGAAUUCAAACGCAGAUUUGCAGAGUUUGUCAACCAUGUUUUAUUUAAUCACUCUAGUUGUCUCAUAAAAUAUGCACGAUUAUCGCUUCAAUAUGAACCUAGAAUAAUAUAUGCCUCAAAUGUUAAGAAUUGGGUUCACUUUUUUAUGACAAGAGACAUAGAGAUGCUCGAGUUGAGCUUCUCAUCAACACCAAACGUGUACUGUGAACUAGAAGGUUUGGAAGUGAGGCGCACAACGACAGCACAAACUUUUGAACUUCCUCAUCAGCCUUUUCAGCCCAAAUUUACAAGUUUCAUUUUGAACUUCUGCAAACUUAAAGCAUCUAGAUUUGGCUCUUUCAUGAACUUAAAAGCGCUAUACUUGACAGAUGUGGACAUUCUAGACUGUUCUAUUGGAAAAUUUGUUUCAAAAUGUCCAGUCCUCGAAGAUUUAUACUUGGAGAGGUGUUCUGUAACCGAUAAAUUCUUCGUUUGUAAGAAAGAUCUGAAAAUCAAACAUUUGAAUUUGCUCAAUUGUUUGACAGAAAAGUGGGACGUUUAUAUGAUUGACAUAUCUGUUCCUCAAUUGACGAACUUGUUGAUCAUAGGAAAAUACCUCAGUAGUUCAACCAUAAGAAAUACUACCAAUUUGGUAGACUGCUCAAUCGACAUCCACGGACGAUUUUCAGAUAUGGAACAGGGAAACUUUCUAACUUUGAUGAUGAUAAAUUUAAGAAAUUGCAAGACUCUAGCUUUAAGUAGCUGGUGUGUUCAGAUUCUUCCAACGUUAGAUAUUGAAUUAAGUCAACAACUACAUGGGUCAUUCACCAAAUUGACAAGCUUAAGGGUUGCUGUCGGUUAUGUGAAACAAGAACUACCUGGAAUAGUCAUGUUAUUGCAGAGUUGUCCUUGUCUUGAGAGCUUGAUGUUGGAGAUUAAUCAUAAGGCUAAAGACAUCUUUUUUUUGAGGUUGGUUAAUGACACGAUUGAGUCAUUUGAACCGGAAGCUUUUCUCUUCGAAGAGGAUAACUAUCUUGAGAAUCAGACUCAAGACAUCUUUUGUCUACAAAACAGACUCAAAGUUCUUAAAAUAUACGGGUUCAUGGGACGAAACAAGGAGAUACAUCUAAUAGAGUUUCUACUCAGAAAGGCACUAGUGUUGGAGAAUUUAGUCAUAUACCAUGAUUUGCCAGAUGAAUGUGAAACUCGAGAAUCACCCCCAAGUGUUCGUGAGUUGCACAAGCGACGCAUGUUGCAAGCACUGCUGGAUUUACCGAGGGCAUCUUCUGUUGUUCAAGUUUAUGAGGAAAAAAUUGAGUUUGGGGAUGAUUAG